Wasmannia auropunctata (little fire ant) is the source of this 1288-nucleotide messenger RNA. RefSeq names its product prohormone-4. The coding region runs from base 618 to 1223 and encodes 201 amino acids. The record is from RefSeq and is a predicted model, not a curated record. The transcript has 4 exons. Lineage: Eukaryota; Metazoa; Arthropoda; Insecta; Hymenoptera; Formicidae. Gene Ontology annotation, molecular function: protein binding.
GAGCCGGCCGCAGGUGAGAUCGCGUGGCGCAGGUGUGUUCGCAGUGUGGCUGUGCACCGUCACGCGCCCAGUAGAGGGAUAACAUAUCUUUUUUCUUACGCGCGUAAGUGGGAGAAAGGAGGCGAGAGCGGAGCAGCCCGAGGGAGCGAGAGACCGGAGAAAAAAAUUCCGAGAAAAGGCGAGCGAAGAGUGGGUGGUGAGAGAGCGACCUCGUCGCGCCGUUAACAUUCGCACCCACGCAUACAGACGCAGCGCAGCCGAAGCGGAGUGCUCUCGGGGCGAGGGACCUUGCGCGAGCCACCCCGAGGAGUUACUCGAACCUUGGUGGCGCACCAGAUACCAGCGGGCGAGCGAGCGAGCAGGUGAUUCUCGCGAGGGUGACGAUACAUCGCCGGGGUUCGCGUUCGCGAGAAGGAACCAGGGAUUCUUCGCGGUGAAGAGGAGCCCCCCUCUGUAGCAAGAAGAAGUGAGGAGAGAGAGAGAGAGAGAGAGAGAGAGAGAGAGGAAGAGGAUACCCCCGAAUUCGAACUCGUCGUCGCGACAGAAAGAAGAGGAGAAAGGAGCGUGUCCGCCUGCCUGACUCGAGAACAUCGCACGUCCGCAUCCGCGAAGCGAGGAUGGUACGGAGAUUCUGCAACGGCGCGGUUGCACUUGGCAUCGCCCUGACGGCCUGCGCCGCCUUUCCGCGCGCCGUCAUGGCGAUCGACCUCAGCCGCUUCUACGGUCACAUCAACACGAAACGUUCGGAGGCUUGCCAUCCGUACGAACCGUUCAAGUGCCCGGGCGACGGUAUUUGCAUCUCGAUACAGUAUCUCUGCGACGGGGCACCCGACUGUCAGGACGGAUACGACGAGGACUCAAGAUUGUGUACCGCAGCCAAACGACCGCCCGUAGAGGAAACCGCGAGUUUUUUGCAGUCUCUGCUAGCCAGCCACGGUCCCAAUUAUCUGGAGAAGCUAUUCGGAACCAAGGCACGUGAUACGCUGAAACCUCUCGGCGGUGUGGAAAAAGUGGCCAUCGCGCUGUCCGAGUCACAGACGAUCGAGGACUUCGGCGCGGCGCUGCACCUGAUGCGCUCGGAUCUCGAGCACCUGCGCUCGGUCUUCAUGGCGGUGGAGAACGGCGACCUGGGCAUGCUGAAGUCCAUCGGUAUCAAGGACUCCGAGCUGGGCGACGUCAAGUUCUUCCUCGAGAAACUCGUUAAGACGGGCUUCCUCGAUUGAACGGUCACUCUCGCCGCCGAACCGCCGCCGCCGCCGCCGCCGCCGUCGACGUCGUCGUCGUUGUC